Messenger RNA from Aspergillus neoniger CBS 115656, 3291 nucleotides. RefSeq names its product tRNA adenylyltransferase. NCBI's taxonomy places the organism in Eukaryota, Fungi, Ascomycota, Eurotiomycetes, Eurotiales, Aspergillaceae. The coding region runs from base 1 to 3291 and encodes 1096 amino acids. The record is from RefSeq and is a predicted model, not a curated record. Gene Ontology annotation, molecular function: ATP:3'-cytidine-cytidine-tRNA adenylyltransferase activity; RNA binding. The transcript has 7 exons. Gene Ontology annotation, biological process: tRNA 3'-terminal CCA addition.
AUGACUCAAUCCGCGAAUACCGUUCCCACCAUUGAACUCACCGCUCUUGAAUCGACAUUAAAAUCGCUCUUACUCGAUGUCGCAGAAUACAUACACGAGAAGAAUAUUUCAGAAGGCCGCCGCGAUAUAGAGCCUACGGUUCUGCGAUUUACCGGAGGAUGGGUGCGGGACAAGCUCUUAGGCGUGGGCAGCAACGAUGUGGACGUCGGUAUCAACAACAUGACUGGGUAUCAGUUUGGUUUACUCCUCAAGGAAUAUAUGGAUAGACCGGAAAACUUGGAGAAGUACCGACAGAAGCAGCCCAAUGGAGAGUUGAAACAUGCAAUUGCCAGCCUACAUAAAAUCGAGGCGAACCCGGAGAAGUCCAAACACCUGGAGACAGUGACAACAAGGAUAUUCGGCUUGGAUAUUGAUCUCGUGAACUUACGAAAGGAGACCUACUCGGAAGACAGCCGAAACCCGCAGAUGGAAUUUGGCACAGCCCAGGAAGACGCGAUGCGCCGCGAUGCAACGAUCAAUGCGCUUUUUUAUAACCUGAACGAGUCCAAGGUUGAGGAUUUGACUGAAAGAGGUCUGGAGGAUAUGCAGAAGAGGAUCAUUCGUACCCCGAUGGAACCAUAUCAAACCUUUCAGGAUGACCCAUUGCGUGUGUUGCGCUUGAUUCGCUUUGCUAGCCGGCUGGGUUACAAUAUCGAAGAGGAGACUCAGGAGGCAAUGCGAAAUGAACUUAUCGGGGAGGCUCUCAAGCUGAAGAUUAGCAGAGAACGGGUGGGCAAGGAGCUGGAAAAGAUGCUUCAAGGUCCUGAUCCCCGCGGUGCACUGCAAUUCAUUGACCACCUUGGACUAUACCCGACUAUUUUCGCCAACCACCAGGAUGAUGCGCAAGCAGAUACCUCGUCAUGGGCACUUGCAUACAAUGCGCUGGGGAGGAUCCUGAAACCCCAUGAUGACGACCCCAUGACUACCAAAAAUGUCCGUGAUUUCCUCGUACGCGACAAACUUGAAUCCUACUACGCGUGGAUGAUUGCAGCAUUUGCUCCAUGGUCAAGUGUGCCAACCCGCGUUGCGAGGGGACCCAAGGCGAAACCUCUCCCGGCCCGGACCGCGGAAGUAGCUCGAGACAGUUUGCGAGCUGAUAACAAGACAAUCGCCGUCAUUGGCGAUGCGGCACAUAAUUGGCAGGCCAUUACCGACAUCAAGAACGCUGUCCUCGGGGGACGCAUGGAUGGAACUGCAGCAGAGGUGCGGCAGCAGGUCGGACUGCACAUUCGCUCAUGGAAGAAGGACUGGAGGCUCUGUAUACUUCUUUCCAUACUCCAAGAGAUUAUGCGUGGCGGCGAGUUUACCAGCGUUCUGGAAUCGUACGACCGCUUCCUCUCCUACAUCAAAGAGCAAGACCUACAGGAUGUGUUUGAACUGAAGCCACUCGCCAACGGCGGAGAGAUUGUAAAGGCUCUUGGUUGCAAGACUGGUCCUUGGAUGUCGAAAGCCUUGGACAUGUCGAUCAAAUGGCAGCUGUUGCACCCGGAGGUUACCGAGAAGGAAAAGAUAGCGAGGUACAUAGACGUGUCUAUGGAAGAGUUUCAAACGGCGGCGCGUGAGUGCCUAGGUCGCGGUGAUGCGCACAUCCCAGACUCGCGGCUGGAUAAUAUCGUCGUCCCUAGAGAAUUGGACCGUUUAUGGGACACCAUCUCAGCCCACGAGGACAAAGAUAAUGCAACUGCAACUGAAGACCUAUUUCUUGCGCGGGAGUUCCUGAGACUUCGGAACUCCAAUGAAUUAUCAGAGCCUGAUGUCGCCGCAGCAAACCACAUCUAUGCCUGGGCGAGUAGGCAUGCCCUACCAUCUGCAGUGUAUGCGGAAUCUAUGGAAGAGCCCAGUGAAGAGAAGAACGCUCUUAUGCAUGAAGACAAGCUGAGAUCAUCAUUGUCGAUAGCGGUGAUUGCGGCCUUGGACUCCCUAUUUCCAGUGCAUAAAGCAGCCGACGUGCCAAACAUUAUCCUCGCACUGGCAAGCUUUACUUCCGAUGCAGAUCCGUGGACAACAGCCGAGUCACACACGGCGUCCACUGCCAUUCUUGAAAGGUUUCGCACAACAUCGCUUCCGACACCAGAGGCAUCGUUCUGGGCUGUCCUUGAAACCAUCCUCAAGGACACAAUUCGGCCCCUCUUCACAAGGACCAGGAACCCCGCCAUCACAGCAGCAGGUCGCAAGGACAUGCACCCCAUUCCUCUUCCCAGAUUUGAUACCAGCAUUCUUGACCCUGAGUCGAAACCAUGGCGAUCAUCAGACGUCUACGCGACGACCGUCUUUGCCUGGAUCCUAAGACAAUAUCAGGCGCCAGACAUCAGCCGUCUGGAAUCCCACUUCCCCCUCCUCGUCCCACCAAUUCUCGCCCUGAUUGACGAUGAAACCAACCCUAACAAAACCGACGGCUGCACUCUUCUUACCUAUCUUCUGAAACCCAUUCAGCAAGCCAAAUGCGAUAUUUUGAAGCGUACCAACCUUUCCUCUGUCUUCAUCGAUGCCAUCAAACCAUGUCUCCUCUCCCUACCUACCAUAACCCCUGAACCCGACUCCAUCCGUUUGCUAAGCACAGCCUAUCCAACCCUCUUCUUACUCCUCAAAACCAGCUAUUUACCCAACGAUAAACAAACCUACACUACCGAGCUAACGAAAGUCCUUCGCGAGAACCUCAUCCCUUCUUUCCACCACAUCAGCACCCUGACGCCUUCUAGCGGGACACAAUCUACGCUGUCCUCGUUCCCGCACCCGAAAUUGUCUACUCUUUUAUUAGACAAGAUACACGAUAGUAUCUUCGAUCUCGCAGUUUACACAACAAAGUACCUACAGGAAAUCAUCCCGCUCAUCUACAGUACGCUGUCUAAUCCCUUCGGGACGGCGUAUCCACCUCUCCUAUUGGCAGGAGUGGCUGUUACUAGAGCGGUGAUUUUGAAUGCACACCCGAGGAUUUGGCGCUGGAGAGGGGGGAUUCUAGGUGCCGUGGCGGCAUGUUGGCUUAGCGUGGCUGACGAGGAGGCUGCGGAACGAGGGAAAGAGGGUGAAAAGGAAGAGUUGAUUAAACUAAAGCAGCAGCUGAAGGGCGUGGUCUAUUUGCUGAGGAUGGUUCUGGAGGAUCCGGAUCAGGAGAUCGCCAAGGAUGACGAGGUGAUGGAAGCGAAGGAUGGAUUUGCGAAGGAGGUAGAGGAGCUGGUUGGUGCUGAUGAGGCAUUGAGAGAAUUGCUGCAUGGGGAGGUAGAUGGGAAGGAUGGAAUGUAUUUUGGUGCUUGA